AUGAGAAACAUAUUUCAGGGAACGACCUUGAGUCAGUACAAGAAGAAGGGCGAUAAUGAGCCGAAGCGCGUUAUGACGGUGGGAUCCGGGUGGUCGGUCCAGAGAGCGGCGAAAGCGGGCGACGGAUUCGUUUUGACGGCGCCCGGGAGGGUCACCAAGCUUCGGGCGUCGGGCGAGCAGGAGGAGAUGGAGUGGGUGAACGCCCUCGACACUCUCAUCAAAAACGAGAAGGAGAAACUGUCGAAGAAACCCUUGAGGAGCAACACGAAGCUGUGGUGGGCGGAGACGAAACAGGGGCAGUUCUGCUUCGAGCUGGACAACCACUACGAGAUGAACAAAACGAUCGGGAGCGGUGGGUAUGGCGUGGUCGUUUCGGCUCUGGACAAGGAGAAGGACACCAGGGUUGCCGUCAAGAAGGUGGUUUCGGCGUUCGACGACAUGCUGGUGGCCAAGCGCAUGAUCCGCGAGAUCCGGCUACUGAGACAGUUCGACCACGACAACAUCAUCCGCAUCGUGGACAUGAUGCCUCCUCCCAGCGUGGAGAAGUUCAAGGACGUCUACAUGGUGCUAGACAGGAUGGACACGGACUUGCACCACAUCAUCUACUCGGGACAGAACCUGAAGCAGGCGCACCUUCAGUUCUUCCUGUACCAGAUCCUGUGCGGCCUGCACUACAUGCACUCCGCGAGGGUGAUCCACAGAGAUCUCAAGCCAGCAAACGUGCUCGUCAAUACCACUUGUGACCUCAAGCUUUGCGACUUUGGACUGGCACGGAGCCUUGGCAAGGCACCGGCGUCGGAAACAACAUCUCCAGGAGGAAGCGGCGGGGAUGGCAGUAGUAGCGCGGCGGGGGCGGCGGCGGCGGCAGGAGUUGCUCCUGACGUGGAGGACGGGGACUCCGGGGGGGAAGUGAAGUUGACGGAGUACGUGGUGACGCGAUGGUGGAGAGCCCCCGAGGUGUUCCUGGAGGCGAACUAUGGCACCGCCAUCGACGUGUGGUCGGCGGGCUGCAUCAUGGCGGAGAUGCUCCAGCGGAAGCCGCUCUUCAUGGGGUCCAACACGGCCCAGAUGCUGAGACUAGUGGUCCAGUUCACGGGAAAGCCGUCUGAGGCUGACCUGUCGUUCGUUACCAACAAGAAGUUCUCUUUAGAGUCACGGAGGGCCUACACAGACCCAAUCCAGGCGCGGAACUACGUGUUGGACAUGGCGGAGGGCCCCCGAACUUCGCUGACGGAGAGGUUUCCCGAUGCCGGCGCGGAUGCUCUGGACCUCUUGUCCAAGAUGCUGACCUUUGACCCCUCGCGACGUAUCUCUGUUCGCGACGCGAUGCGCCAUCCCUGGCUGGCGAGGUUCUACCAGGGGCGCCGCCGAGCCUCGAACUCAUGCGGGGCGGGGGAGCGGGGGGAGGGGGCUUCCCCGAUCAUGUGCCUUGUUAUGUAGCUUACGUGAGGUUUGGUGAGGGCGGGUUGUUUCGGGGAACCUCGUUUUCUUUUUCUUUGUUCUUUGUGUCUAUGUCAAGCAUGAUUAACGGCGUAGUCUAAUUACAUAACACAACAUUGUCUAAGCCGCGUACAAUCAUGGUACGUGUUUUGUUUUCUCUCCUGGCUUGAACAAUUGUCCUACUAAGUUUUGAUUUUUUGACUUGCUCUGUAUUUUACGGGCACUUACCGUCCUUGCUGUACACAGGGAAAAAAAAUGGUGCUCUCAUUUUGAUAGGGACUUUCGUGACUGCAUUUCUCGGACUGUCCCGUGCGUUGUUUUGCUGUUGAAUCGGCGGUAACGUCGGUUCAACAAGGAUAUUAGAGAACCCGGGGGGGAGGGGGGGGGGGGGGGCAGCGAGAGGUGGACGGUGUGGUAGCUGCGGCGCCCCCACAACUUGCAGGCCGGGUCCGGUGCUACAGGCCGGGUGGGGUACGCCCGGAUCGUCGAUGACAGAGUGGCCGGUCCGUCUGGUUGCCGGACCUCCUUCGAAAAUGCUGAUGAUGCUCGGGCUUGUUUUGAUUAGGGGUGGCGUUCGUUCGGAACGAAGGCCGUUCCGGACCAUUAUAGUUCUAAAUAGUGUUCUGCUACAAUAUGCAGAAAAAAACUGGGCGGGGAAAAGCAUUAGUUGUUCCUUGUGUUCUUUGGUGCGCACUCAAACGUGUUCCUUUUUUUUCUUUUCUUUUGUGGUCGAUACACACUCUGGCUUGCUCAAGUUUAUCGUCUAUUGCUUGGUGUGGGGUUGUGCAGACAUGGUACUAGAGCCCCACCUCACCCCACCCCAUCGGUUUCCUUCUGCCAACGGCUGGUGUCAAAAUGGCAAUAAAGUGCUUUUUGGUGCUUGCUGUCUUACGCGUAGGAAGAGAGGAGUACAAUUUUUCAUGAAUGAACAAUUUGUCGGUUUUGGCCACGUUUGGCGGCGUUGCCUUCUUGGGAAAUGGUUUCCGGAAUCUCCCACCUGUUUUCGCGGCUGCUGCUGCUGCUGCUGCUGCUGAUGUAUCAAGACCAGUUUUUCUUGGGGCGACCUUCUCCACGUUCUUGGGCUUCGAAAAGACACUGAAAACGGCGAAGCAGCCAAACCCGCUCAGGGAGAGCAACACUGGCAGUUGCCUCAAAUGGCGCCGCUCCGUGUUUGUGUGUGUAGUCGUUUUUAAACGUGUGUCGAUCGAGAAGUCAGUGUAGCACCUCCGUUUAAUUUGCAAUUUAGUUCUGAUGGAUGCAUUUAUUUUGGGAGGGUGGGUGGUAGGUGGCAGGUUGAUUCCAACUAACGACAUAUUUCGGUU
Molecule: messenger RNA, 2762 nt
Organism: Ectocarpus siliculosus
Lineage: Eukaryota; Phaeophyceae; Ectocarpales; Ectocarpaceae
Source: the annotation of a GenBank genome assembly